Molecule: messenger RNA, 1137 nt
Organism: Lactuca virosa
Lineage: Eukaryota; Viridiplantae; Streptophyta; Magnoliopsida; Asterales; Asteraceae
Source: the annotation of a GenBank genome assembly
AUGUCUGGUGAUAGAAAGAAAAUCUGGCAAGAUGUAUGGCGCGGUGAUAAGACCUUAAAGACAGAGUUUCCAUCACUAUACAUUUUAGAGCAGAAAAAGAAGUGGAAUGUUGCAGAAAGAAUUUAUGAACUUAGGUUCAAUUGGCAAUGGAAAACUGACCCGGUCAAUUUAGGUCUUUAUGAUGAGCUUGGCUGGUUACAAAGGGCUAUGGAUAACAUUAGAAUUCAACAUGGGUCGGAUAGUUGGAUGUGUCCUCUAGCAGCAGAUGGCAACUUCACAGUGGCGGCUAUAAGGAGAAGAAUAGAUUUUCAACCUGUAAACACCACACUGCAAUCUAUGGUGAUUUGGAGCAAAUCAAUUCCUCUGAAAGUUACAUGUUUCGUAUGGCGAGCAUGCCUUGGUCGAAUCCCUUCGGCAGUAGCAUUGAUGAACAGGGGCGUAAACGUCGGAUCAACCUCUUGUGGAUCCUACAUUGGUGGUGAGGAUUGUGUUGAUCACUCUCUAGUUACAUGUCUGUUCGCUAACAGAGUGAGAGCAUACAUUCUUGACUGGUGUGACAUUAAUACAAUGAUAACUCAAAGUGUUGGUGAAUUGAUUAACUUUGCAGCUUCCUGGGGGAGAUGUUCUCAGAAAAGGGAGAAAUUAAUUUCCAUCUAUUACGGUAUGGUUUGGGCUUUAUGGAAGAUUAGAAACAACAUAUUGUUUAGGGGAGAUUUCGUUUAUCCCUCUAGAGUGGUAGAAAACAUUAAGUCAAUGGUAUUCCAAUGGCUCAAACACAGGGAAGUGAAAGAAAUCAUUUUAUGUACUAAUAGUGGACAAAUUGGCGUAUUACCAAAUCAAGCUCCUAUUGCCACAUUAGUAGAUAUAGGUAUUUUGAGAAUACGCCUUAACGACCAAUGGCUAACGAUGGCUCUGAUGGGCGGUUUUGCUAGAAUAGGUAAUAAUGAGAUCACUGUUUUAGUAAAUGAUGCAGAGAAAAAUGGUGACACUGAUCCACAAGAAGCUCAACAAACUCUUGAAAUAGCGGAAGAUGCUUUGAGAAAAGUUGAAGGAAAGAGACAAACAAUUGAGGCAAAUUUAGCUCUCCGACGGGCUAGGACACGGGUAGAGGCAUAUUAUUCCAUGUUCAGUUAUUGA